Molecule: messenger RNA, 1440 nt
Organism: Ramularia collo-cygni
Lineage: Eukaryota; Fungi; Ascomycota; Dothideomycetes; Mycosphaerellales; Mycosphaerellaceae
Exons: 6
Coding region: 1-1440 (479 amino acids)
Cellular component (GO): extracellular region
Source: RefSeq, a predicted model, not a curated record
AUGGUGCAAUUAUCAUUCCUACUGUCGAUGCUGGCUGGCACAGCACUCGCCGUGAUCGAUUUUGGAAGACAUGUUGGAGAGUUCAGCAAAGAGCAAUAUGUCUCUGGCGAAGUUCACAUGAGUUUGAAGCAGAGGAAGCAGUCCRCAUGGAAAGCAGCCGAGGAAGCUGGGGUCUUUGCUUCCGCGCAAUAUCCAGAGUUGUCCUACACGAAAUGUGUCAACGGCAAAGCUGUUGCGAGCCCAGGAGGCGCGGCCAACACCUUCCGCUGUCAAAACAUGGACUUGUACCAUUUCCUCAGCCACGACACUCUAGGUGAUACUCGUGGUGAAGGAUCCUCGUCGUGGGGCUGGACCAACACCGACGGACGAGAGUUCGUUGCUAUCGGCCAGUAUACCGGUACCGCAUUUGUGGAGAUCAACUCGCAGGGCAAGAUGUUAUUCUUGGGGAGACUACCUGCAUACUCUGUGGCUUCAGAAUGGCGAGAGAUCCGCGGGUACAAGAACUAUAUGAUUAUAGGUUCCGAGGCCCAGAACCAUGGCAUCCAGAUCUUUGAUAUGAGAAAGCUGCUGACGAUUAACCCGUCUACACCGAGAAGUUUCACGCAACAGGAUCUGACCUCGUGGACCCGAACACUUCUCCCUACAGGUAGAGCGCACAAUGUUGUUGUAAAUGAGGAGAAGCAGUACUUUGCGGCAGUCGGAGCACUUCCGCGUACUGAUGUCUGUAAAUCUGGAUUCAGCUUCUACGAUAUGACAAACCCCGCCAGCCCUCGUUCUCUAGGCUGCGCUGCGGGAGAUGGCUACGUACACGAUGCUGAGUGCUUGGUGUACCGCGGUCCUGAUACUCGCUACACCGGUCGGGACAUCUGCUAUGCUUACAACGAAGACACCAUGACGAUCUACGAUGUGACCAACAAAGCGAAUGUAACAAACAUCAUCGGAAAAGUGACAUAUCCUGGAGCUCGAUACGUUCACCAAGGCUCCGUGCUGGACAGAAGCAACCAGCAGUACAUUGUGCUCGAUGAUGAGCUCGACGAGCUGGAUAAGGCUGGUGUUUCUGCGAACGGCUUCGCAACGACAUACAUCGUCGACAUCAAAGAUCUCCGCAAUCCACGCAUCACUGGUAACUACCAAAUGCGCCACAGAUCGAUCGAUCACAACCAGUAUGUCAUUGAUGGCUAUUCGUAUCAAUCCAGCUACGGUGCCGGCGUGAGAGUCUUUGACGUUCGCUCCAUCCCAAGCGAUCCCACCGGAAAGGGUGUCUGCGAAGCUGGCUUCUUCGACAUCUAUCCCGAGGAUGAUAAUAUGACUGGGGGCGGACAGAUUGAAUUUUUGGGAACGUGGUCCAGCUAUGCGUACUUUAAGUCGGGCUACAUUUUUGUCAACACGAUUGAGCGUGGUGCGUUUGUGGUCAAGAUGACUGGCAAGACUUGUGUGUAG